This is a messenger RNA of Dromiciops gliroides (monito del monte), 1239 nucleotides long. RefSeq names its product gap junction protein delta 4 (gene GJD4). Bases 1 to 1239 code for a protein of 412 amino acids. The record is from RefSeq and is a predicted model, not a curated record. The transcript is spliced from 2 exons. Gene Ontology annotation, biological process: cell communication. Gene Ontology annotation, cellular component: connexin complex. NCBI's taxonomy places the organism in Eukaryota, Metazoa, Chordata, Mammalia, Microbiotheria, Microbiotheriidae.
AUGGAACGUUGGGACUUCCUGGGGUUUUUGACCAUCACGUUAAACUGCAAUGUGACAAUUGUGGGGAAGAUCUGGCUCAUCUUCACACUGAUGCUGAGGAUGGUAGUAAUCAUUUUGGCUGGCUACCCAAUCUACCAAGAUGAACAAGAGAGAUUUGUUUGUAAUACUCUGCAGCCAGGAUGCUCCAAUGUAUGUUAUGAUAUGUUUUCUCCUGUGUCCCACUUCCGGUUUUGGCUGAUCCACAAUGUGUCUGUUCUCCUACCAUACACCAUGUUCAGUAUUUAUGUCCUUCACAAAGGAACCCUGCACGCUGCAAGAGGAGCCCUCCAACCAGACUGUUGUACAGGAAGUCAUUCCCUCUCUGGCCAGAAAGCAGUUAAGGGACUCUACCCAAGGCCCAGCAGUUCUCAUCUAAAUGUACCUGACUUUUCCACUGCAUACAUAAUCCAACUUCUCCUGCGGAUCCUGACUGAAGCAGCUUUUGCUGGUGCCCAGUACUAUCUCUUUGGGUUUUGGGUUCCAAAGCAAUUCUCCUGCUAUCACUCCCCUUGUACAAGCAUGGUGGAUUGCUAUAUCUCCCGGCCCACAGAGAAAUCAAUCAUGAUGCUUUUCAUUUGGGGAGUCAAUGCUCUAUCCUUCCUCCUAAGUUUUGUUGACCUGCUUUUUUGCAUGCAGAGAUGGCUGAGACAGAAGCAUCUGGCCAAACAGGUGAUAAAAAAUGCUUGUGUCAGUGAGGAGCAUGACUCUCCAAACAUGUCUCUUGGUGAAGCCAAGAACUGUUUGGCCUCGGAGGUAGGACCAGAAUCUCCACGCCUGGUGAAGAGGUCUAGUCAGACCAGUGAGAAUGGUGGGUGGCCUGAGUCUAGAGGGGAAGAAGAUGUAUCUCUUCAUUCUGUGGUGUGGCCUAAAGAUGUAGCUUCCAGGUCAAACCUUAACAGCCCAGGCAAUAAGUCCUGCUCAUCGGGAAGAAUACCUUUUCUAGAUGAAGAUGGCAGUGAAGUGAUGUCCACUGGCAGUGAACAGCAAGGGAUAGCUCCUAAACAGCUUCAGGGUAGGCCUAUCGAAGAGAUGGCCCAGGCUACCAGGCCCAAAGACAGCCCCCAUCUUGGGGAACUUGUCUCUGCCCCACGAAGCCGACUUGGGGGUCAUUAUUCAUCCAGAGAGCUGAAACUUUCUACCUCUCAGGUAAGCUGUGGCAGCCCUAGCCACCGGAGGGCCAAAAAGUCUGAAUGGGUAUGA